Rhipicephalus microplus (southern cattle tick) is the source of this 570-nucleotide messenger RNA. RefSeq lists its product as uncharacterized. Lineage: Eukaryota; Metazoa; Arthropoda; Arachnida; Ixodida; Ixodidae. The record is from RefSeq and is a predicted model, not a curated record.
AUGAAACUUAGUGAGGUGCCUCCGAUCUUGGAGCCAGUGCAAAAAGCAAUUGAGGUAGAGAAACCUUACGAAGGAUUGCGUUUCAUUCGAGUGCUCGAGAACCCUAAGCCUCCAGCCGUUGCCGGUCCACCUACUAUUCCCAGUGCAGCGGUGGUUCCUAAUGCCACGGCUGUUGCUAAUGCGGGUGCUGUUCAAAACCCAGCGGCUGUUCCCAAUGCGGCUGCGGCUUCAUAUCCAGUGGCAUCACCAGCAGCCGAUUUCCUGGCGCUGUUGUCCCCCGAUAGGCUGGUAUCAACCGCUGCAGGCGCGGAGCACGCCAAACCUAUUGAGACUGAGACCGAGCACUUGAAUGUCGCCGUGAAGGCAUUCCAGCUGCUCCUAGACCGAGCCAGGCACAACCGGGACGUGUCCGGCCAGCCGGCCAGCUUCCAGUACACGCUGUGGUGCAUGGUGUUGCUGGUAGUUUUCGUCACGGCAUGUCGGGGUGGUGCUGCUGAACAGUGCUGCGCAGCGACAGCGGGACAAGCUCACUUCUACGACGGAACCCGCAACAACGUGUAUGUAGUGUGA